Kockovaella imperatae is the source of this 366-nucleotide messenger RNA. RefSeq lists its product as hypothetical. NCBI's taxonomy places the organism in Eukaryota, Fungi, Basidiomycota, Tremellomycetes, Tremellales, Cuniculitremaceae. Gene Ontology annotation, biological process: mitotic cell cycle. Bases 1 to 366 code for a protein of 121 amino acids. The record is from RefSeq and is a predicted model, not a curated record. The transcript is spliced from 2 exons.
AUGGUCUCGUCUGGAGGGCAAGGCUGUAUGAAGCGCGUCGUGGCAUUUGUCGACGUUAGAACGGCGGAGGGAGACGAGGCGGGCGUGAUCUUUUCCGACAUGCUCAGGUCUCUCGGGGCUCGUGUCAUUUCUAGACUGACGGACAAUGUCACUCAUGUCAUUUACAAGUCCGGCAGACAGACCACUUUGAGCUGGUGGAGACGGCAGGACGAGGAGACCCGACCUUUCAUUGUGGGUAUAGGGUGGGUCACCAAGAGCAAAGAGAAGGGGGAAAAGCUGGACGAGGGGGCGUUUGCAGUCAAUGUGGAGGAUGAGGAUGUGUUUUCAAAGGUGAGCAAGCGUGAGCGGAUGCAGGAGGCAUGCUGA